Polypterus senegalus (gray bichir) is the source of this 846-nucleotide messenger RNA. RefSeq names its product aurora kinase A interacting protein 1 (gene aurkaip1). Gene Ontology annotation, cellular component: mitochondrion. NCBI's taxonomy places the organism in Eukaryota, Metazoa, Chordata, Cladistia, Polypteriformes, Polypteridae. The transcript is spliced from 3 exons. The coding region runs from base 109 to 786 and encodes 225 amino acids. The record is from RefSeq and is a predicted model, not a curated record. Gene Ontology annotation, biological process: mRNA processing.
UGUAGGACCGGAAGUGUGUUAAUUUACGCGCUUCCGUUGAAGCUUCACGUUAGUGUGAAGCUCAGCACUUUAGUCUGCUCAUUCAUUUACCCGAAAACGUGUGUUAGGAUGUUUGGGGUGAGAAUAGCGUCUAGACUGACGGGCUGUCUGCGGCACACAGGGCAGUUAGCCGGCACUUACACAGCGUCAGCUAGCCAUUCUUUCAGCCUGGGUAAAAGCCGGGCAUAUAAUAGCACAAAAACUGGAACGGGAUCUCGUCCUCAGCUUUGGGUGACUCUUGAGCCUGACCUUGACGAUGCUCUUGUGCCGAGAAAAAUGGCAGUGUCGCCGCUGGAGAGCUGGCUUUCCCUGCAUUAUACCCUUCCCCGGCUAGACAGCCCCAGCGCUGGCCCUAUUACGGUACAACUGCCAGAAAGGAACAAUGGGGUUCCAAAUCUCAACCCUCUUGUCCAGGAGAACACAGUGAACUGGCAGAUCUCAGAUAGUGGCUCCCGGUGGUCUUCUGAAGCAGAGGAGAUUUUGGAGGAAGAAUUGAACAGGCCGGUGCCCCUAGUCUGCAAGAACGUGCUAGAGAUCCGACGGCGAAAGAUGAAUCGGCACAAAUAUAAAAAAUUACUGAAGAGAACCAAGUUUCUACGACGCAAAGUAAAUGAAGGGCGCAGGAAAAGAAAGCAGCAUCGUUUUGAGAAAGAGCUGAAACGUGUAUGGAAGAAAGCGGGGCUCAAGAAUGCUCCUGAAGGAUGGCACACUCCCAAGAUUUAUGUCAGACAGGGCAAGUCUGACUGAAAACACUGUUACUUUUGUGUGUGUGUGUGUAUGUGUGUAUCAAAUAAAUAAUGUUGUGUA